This is a messenger RNA of Trichoderma citrinoviride, 1572 nucleotides long. RefSeq names its product MFS general substrate transporter. The coding region runs from base 1 to 1572 and encodes 523 amino acids. Gene Ontology annotation, molecular function: transmembrane transporter activity. NCBI's taxonomy places the organism in Eukaryota, Fungi, Ascomycota, Sordariomycetes, Hypocreales, Hypocreaceae. The record is from RefSeq and is a predicted model, not a curated record. Gene Ontology annotation, biological process: transmembrane transport. The transcript is spliced from 7 exons.
AUGCAGAGCCAGGUACCCCAUGUCGACGAGUCUGAGGUCCCCGGAACAGUCCUCCUCGUAGACGUCAACCACAACACCGAAACAUGCCAUGCCUCGAGUCAGGACGACAUCAUCCUCAUCCCGACACCGUCAACAGAUGUCAAUGACCCUUUGAACUGGUCGCCCCGGCGAAAGCGUCAGCAUCUCAUCUGCCUGAUUGCCUACACGUUGUUCAAUGGCAUGGCCUUAUCCGUUGUGUAUUCACUAUUAGUGCCGCUGUCCACAGCUCUACAUGUUAGCGUCGGCGACCUCAAUGAAGGAACGGGCUACAUGUUCUUGCUAUGCGGCUGGGGCCUGCUCUUCUGGCAGCCAUUUGCUCUCCAGUAUGGCAAACGGCUGACAUACUUGCUCUCUAUGCUAGGCAUCGUGGCCGUCUCCGUCUGGAGCCCAUUCGCUCAAGGCCAUGGCCAAUGGAUCGCCCGCAACAUCGUUGCCGGUUUCGUCGCCGCACCAAUCGAAGCCUUGCCAGAAACAUCCAUCACUGACAUUUAUUUUGCCCAUGAGCGAGGCACCUACAUGGGAUGGUAUGCGUGGAUUCUGGCUACUUCGAAUUACUUCGCACCCGUCAUCUGCGGCUUCAUUAAUGAUAGCAUGGGUUACAAAUGGCCUUUUUACUUCAUGGCUAUAUUCAGCGCGGCCUGCUUUGUGUUUCUCUUCUUUUUCCUUGAGGAGACCAAUUAUGAUCGCCCAUUGGUAGGGAUUAUUCCCGCCGCUGAAAGCCAUGGUGCAGCGGCUCUUCCCACAGAUAACGACAACACUGUCAUGCUCCAGGGCGAAGAAAAGAGCUAUUUGCAGAAACUUUCUUUGCUUGACAAGCCGCGGCCGUUUCUGAUGCACAGACGCGCCUGGCAGAUCCUCAGGCUGAUCGCGUGGCCUGUCGUCUUCUACUCGGGCUUCUCGUACGGCACGUAUCUCAUCUGGUUCAAUAUACUAAACGCAACUUCGUCCAUCGUUCUCGGCGGUGCGCCAUACAACUUUAAGCCGAGUAUCGUUGGCCUGAGCUAUCUGGCUUGUGUCGUGGGUGUCGUUCUUGGAUCUGCUUACAGCGGCAUCAUCUCCGACUGGUUCAUCAUCAAGCUUGCGCGACGCAAUCGCGGCAUAUUCGAGCCUGAGCAGCGCCUUUGGCUCUUUGCAUUGACAACAAUACUUGUGCCGGCUUGCCAGAUCCUCUGGGGCGUCGGGGCGGCUCAUCAUGUCCAUUGGUUCGGCCUCAUUGUGGCUAUGUGCGUUCUUGCGGCCUGCAGCACAGCUGGCAUCACGUUGUCGAUUGCAUACCUCGUUGAUUCAUAUCGAGAGGUAUCAGCAGAUGGCCUGGCGUCGUGCAUCAUUAUUCGCAACACGAUGAGCUUUGCCAUCAACUAUGGCAUCACGCCUUGGCUGGACGGCCUGGGACUGCAGAACUGCUUCAUCAGCGUGGCUUUCGUUGCUCUGGCCGUCUGCGCUACCUUUUUGCCAGUUAUAUGGUUCGGUAAAGGGCUUCGCAAUCUUAAACGCGAGAGCUAUUGGAGGGAGGCCAAGCUUAGAUCAGAGUAG